AUGCCUGCGAAACAUCACAGCCCAGAGCAGAGUGAGUCGCUAAAGCAGGAUCCGACGGAGCGCAGACGGCUACAGAAUCGUCUCUCGCAGCGGAAUCACCGGAGGAAGAUCCGCGAUCGAAUCGCCAAACUCCAAGAACGAGUCAUCGCCAGCGAGCUGCGUGCUGCAGCAACCCUGCACGGAUGGCACUCGGCGCCCUGCAUUCCCUACGAGGUGAAGCCAUCACCGUCCUCUACUUCAUCGUCGCUGUCGCUGUCCCCGUCCUCUCCCCCUGCAGAGCUACAGUGUCCACCGGCGUCGUAUAAUGUCGGCCUGAACACGAUGCCCCAACUUCCUCUGUUCUCUACACCGGGAGAGAACGACGAGACGGGGACUACAGUCAGUUCUGUGAAUGGGAGUGGCACAUCCAGCCCAACAGCCCUAGUCCCUCCUGAUAUUGUCACUGGCUCUGCGUUGGGACUCGGGCAGGGCUACGGACUUGAUACGGUGCAAAUGUGCGAGCAAUGGGGGUUCCAGGGAUCUGUUUAUCUAGCUACAGAUACUGCAGACUCUUGGUCCGUCGUCGAACGCGAUUAUACUGCUCCAGACCCCGGGGUAUUCAGUCGGAGGAAGCACACUGGGAUAUACGUCGCAGGGACAGGCGGAUAUGAGCGGGUGCCAGUGUCAGAGCCUGGGGUGGAUGGCAUGCCCUCUUCAUCCGAUGGGUUAAAGACUUAA
Messenger RNA from Aspergillus puulaauensis, 717 nucleotides. It is a transcript of the gene xanC, whose product is annotated as transcription factor xanC. Gene Ontology annotation, biological process: regulation of DNA-templated transcription. The coding region runs from base 1 to 717 and encodes 238 amino acids. Gene Ontology annotation, molecular function: DNA-binding transcription factor activity. The record is from RefSeq and is a predicted model, not a curated record. NCBI's taxonomy places the organism in Eukaryota, Fungi, Ascomycota, Eurotiomycetes, Eurotiales, Aspergillaceae. The transcript has 3 exons.